This is a messenger RNA of Dibothriocephalus latus, 885 nucleotides long. NCBI's taxonomy places the organism in Eukaryota, Metazoa, Platyhelminthes, Cestoda, Diphyllobothriidea, Diphyllobothriidae. The record is from the annotation of a GenBank genome assembly.
AUGCAAGGAGUUCACACUCUUUUGCUCCUGACCCUUGGGCUCCCCAUUUUUCUUCAUUACGUCCUGAUCUUUGCGGAUUAUCGUAAACACGCUGAAGGUCAGGCUCUGAAGCUUCGUCAGCGGCGUAGUCUUCCCAAUCCCCCCAUCCCGGAUGAGUUCUAUGACCGCGUUUUUUGGUUUAUGCAGGUCUCGGAUAUACACAUUAGCAAAUUUUCGGACGCUGAACGAAGCGCCGAUCUGUUCAAGCUAUGCUCCGAUUACGUUCCAAUUAUUCUGCCAGAUAUAGUUAUCGUUUCAGGUGACAUAACUGAUGCGAAACUUCAGAACCGAGCUGGUUCAAUGCAGUUCUCCGAAGAGUGGACCGUUUACAAAGAUGUUAUUAAGAGAUCUGGCGUUCUUAAUUACACAAAGUGGCUCGAUAUGCGUGGAAACCAUGAUGCUUUCAAUGUCCCAUCCCCCGAGCAUGCGGAGAAUUACUACAGGCAUUACUCUGUCCAGGGUCGCAACUUCCCCCAGUCCUACAUGAUCAAUCAUCGAAAACCGUACGGUACCUACACUUUUGUUGGCCUUGACGCCUGUCCCUCACCAGGCUCCAAAAGGCCACUAAACUUUUUCGGUGUCAUCAAUACCGAUCUGGCGCAAAUGCUGGAAGUUUUCUCCUCAAAGGCCUCGGCCAGUAAUCAGACAUUCUGGUUUGGCCAUUACCCAACCUCUACCAUUAUUUCGCCGGGCUUCGACCUGCGCGGUCUCAUGAGUAAAACAACUUUUGCAUACUUCUGUGGCCAUCUUCACACGCUGAUGAAGACUGCACCGAACAUGUAUGCCAUCCAGCCCGAGGGUUUCUUCGAACUCGAGUUGGCUGACUGGCGUGACUCGCGAUUGUGA